Mytilus trossulus (common blue mussel) is the source of this 2057-nucleotide messenger RNA. RefSeq lists its product as uncharacterized. The coding region runs from base 255 to 1424 and encodes 389 amino acids. NCBI's taxonomy places the organism in Eukaryota, Metazoa, Mollusca, Bivalvia, Mytilida, Mytilidae. The record is from RefSeq and is a predicted model, not a curated record. The transcript has 4 exons.
UAGAAAGGUAAAAAGACGACAAAAAUUCAGACUCAAAUGCAGAAAUUAACCAGGAAUCUAAUUUUGUAAGGAUCUCGUGUAAAAGUGUAGAAAAAGGGAUAAGCGGUAUGGCGGUAUAGCUCAUUUACCAUAUAUAGUGAUGAAGACCUAGGUUUUGAUUUGCCUUUUACAUUGGAUACAUAUAUAUGACCUAGCAUAAAGGCAGUCUUUAUACAUUUUGUUUACGAUUGUAAGAUUCCAGUAAAAAAACGAAUAUGGAGAAAGACAGUUACGUGAUUUAUAGCAGCAAAGGAGGAACAGGCAAAACCACUUUAGCAUUCCAAAUGGCAACUGAGUAUGCACAUUUACGUCUAACGAAGACGCUUGCCUUGCGUGUAGUGGUAAUUGAUUUGUGUCCAAAUGCAAAUGUUUCUCAAGCUUUGCUCACAAAGACCGACGAAAAUGCAUCAAGGUCAGAACCAGGAACAGUCGCUGUUUCGAAAGCCUCCAAGAGGAUGGUACAAUUAUCUUCAGGAAAUGAAUACGAGCAGACAGUUGCUGGUUACCUUUUGGCGAUGCUUGAUAGAAAAGACGUGAGGAACUUCGAUUGCAUGAAGUUUUUGAUGAAGGUACACGAUUUUAACGAGAAGAUUCCUGAAAAUGUUUAUCUUUUGUGUGGUGAUCGCUAUCUUGAUGUUCUUUUAAAAAGGCUUGAACAAGAAAGGCAAUUAUCUCCAACUCGCAACGGCGAUAAUCCAUGGAAAAGAGUUACCCUUUUCAUCAAAGAUUUCAUCGACGGUAUAAAUGUCGACGGUAUAAAUGUUGAUCCUAGUUUGGAGUAUACUUUUGUCAUUGAUACGAAUCCUAACUUUUCUAUUUACACAGAAAUGGCGAUUAGUGCCGCAAAACAACUUAUAGUUCCGUUCACAGCUGACGACUUUUCGUUGUCUGCCAUAGAAAAUGUGCUUUGCAUGGUAUAUGGAUAUAAGUCCGAUGAUGAUAAACGAUUAGAGAGCUUCAAAGAAUCUCAGUACUUCUGGUUAACACAAAAAAAUAAGGUAGAACGUUCAAAGUUACUUUGCUUUGUUUUCAACAGAGUUACUUUUUAUGAGUCCGGACCUGCUUCUGCAUUUGAUGCAAUCAGAGAUAAGCUUGUAUAUAUUUUAAUACAAGUAUUAAAAUACUAUUCUGAUGACCAAAAAGCAAGACAGGUUUUUUGGUCUGUGUCUGAAUCAUUGAAUGCUGAUAUAAUCAAAAAGAAAUAUAUUGUUGAUCUACACGAUUUCCACUCAACGGGAAUAGUUUCUUUACAUUCUGGAUGUCCCAUGUCAAAAGUAAAAAGCGGUGAUCACCUCGUCUAUGGAAGUAAAGUAAACAUUUCUAGUGGUAAAAUAUCUAAAUAUUACAUAGACAUUUUCAAAAUACUGGAAAAGAUGUUUUUUUAGUUUUGUAAAACCAAACCAUAUGCGUUAUCAAUUAUUAUUAUUACUGUAUUUUACACAAGUCAUGUUAAAUAUGAAUGAAUAAAUAAAUAAAUGUUAUAAUAUUUGUCAUGAUUAUCUUAAUGUUUGUUAGCUGUAUAAGUAUUGAGAACUUUCAACGGUAGUAUUCGUACACACAUGAUGAUUUCCCUAUAAAUGAAAAUAGCAACUUGUUAUUCCUUGGUGCACGUUGGAUUUUUGCUUUUUACAUUUUGAUUAGAAAAUUUUGUUUGACCUAAGGUAUUUUUUUUAACGAUGUUUUUUAAAGAUGUUUUUCCAGGUAGCUUUUAAAGUAACGAUAGUAUAUGAAAACAAAAUGUUAAUAUACAAGUUUUUAAAUAUGUUUGGGAAUAAAUUAUUAUGAUUGUAUAUGAACAAAGCAGUCAUUAGUAUCAGAACCCUAUGUAGGAAGAUAUGUUUUCUCUAAUACUCUAAAACCAAUUAUUGCCAUGCAAUCGGUCAUUUUCUUCUCUUAUAGUUUAUAACGGCAUGAUACUAAACCCAUAUUUAGAGGGAUUGUGCUCGAUUUUCAUAAGACGAAGACAUAAUCUUUCGAUCAAUUUAAUUGAGGCCUGUAACUGCCAUGUUAGUUACUGU